Molecule: messenger RNA, 1722 nt
Organism: Peronospora matthiolae
Lineage: Eukaryota; Oomycota; Peronosporomycetes; Peronosporales; Peronosporaceae
Source: the annotation of a GenBank genome assembly
AUGGGCAAAAACCGGCACAGUAAAGACCGGCUGUUCAUCACGCAGACCGAGCACAAGUACUUGUACGGUGGCAAGAAGCAGGUCAUUCGUCGCGCUUACAAACGUCUCCCGUUUAACUGCUGUGCUAUUACGCUUCGCCCCUUUACGAAUCCGGUGUGUACAAAGGAAGGUCAUCUGUUCGAUCUUGAGGCAGUUGUGCCGUACGUUAAAACACACGGACUCAACCCGGUGACGGGCAAGUCUCUGGCUCUGAAGGAGCUUAUCCAGCUGCACUUUAGCAAGAAUUCACAGGGAGAGCAUUUUUGCCCUGUAACGUACAAGGUCUUUACGGACAACACCAAGAUUGCUGCAAUUGCGACGACAGGCAAUGUGUUGUGCUACGAGGCUGUGGAAGAGCUGAACAUUAAACCUAAAAAUUGGACGGACCUUAUUUCGGGCGCAGCGUUUAAGCGCAAGGACGUUAUCAUUUUACAAGAUCCGCAAGAUCUUUCCAACCGCGAAAUCGAGAAUUUUGAGCAUCUGCGGCUUGCGAAAGCGAGUGAAAGCGACCCUACAUCCAGUGCGACACGGGCUAUUCGCACAAACGCUGCAACGGAUCGCAUCCUCGAAUUGUUAAGCGCUAAGCAAGCAGAGCAGAAGGAGAUGUCGGAAAAGAUCAAGAAAGGAGAAGAUGGCGUUAGUGAGAGAGACAAAAUUGUGGCUUCGCUGACUCACUGCAGCUUGCCAAAGCAAGAUAUCAUGGCGGAAAAGACGGCGGGUCCAGACAAAUUGCAAUACUCACACUUUACUGUCGGCGAGUGCUCGAGCUCGUUUACGUCCAGCGCGAGAGCUCCCAUGACAAAGAAUGCGAUGGCGCUGGUUUCAGAUCUGGGGCUUCUUGAACAGAGAUGGCAGGCUGUACGAAAGCUGAAGAAAAAAGGCCUGGUGCGACUCGACACCACCCUCGGCAACAUCAACCUGGAAGUGGAUUGUGACAUUGUGCCGCAGACGGCUGACAAUUUCUUGACGCUAUGCCAGAAUAAGUACUACGAUGGUGUCACUUUUCACCGGGUCAUUAAAGGUUUCAUGAUGCAAGGAGGAGACCCAACUGGGACAGGUCGAGGUGGUGAAUCUGCUUGGAAGAGGCCAUUUCAUGAUGAAAUUGAUAGCCGACUGUCUCACAGCCAACGAGGUGUGCUGAGCAUGGCAAACUCUGGACCCGGCACAAAUAACUCUCAGUUUUUUAUUACGUUCACAGAAUGUCUGCAUUUAGACAAGAAGCACGCAGUUUUUGGUCGAGUCGUUGGCGGGAUGGAGGCGCUUGAUGUUAUUGAGCGUGUUGAAACUAAUGCAGCGGAUCGUCCAAUCGAUGAUGUGCGCAUCAAGAGUGCCCAGGUAUUUUCGAAUCCAUUUCUGGAUUUUGAAGAAGCUCAGGAACGAGGUCUAGACGUUGUUCAAAUCACGAAGGAAAAAUCUGCACGUGCGGCAAAACCGGAGGUGCACGGUGCCGUGUUGAAAGUUGAUGGGCAGUGGGUCGCAUACGACAAUGUUGAGGAAGUUGAUAUGGCGAAUAUCCCGAAAAGCGAAACAGCCAAGUGCGAAAAGGUCGGAAAAUACUUGAAGACCCAGUCCGACGUUAUCGUGAAGAAACGGUCACAGGAAUCGGCGACGCUUGUUGCCAUCGAAAGUAAGAAGAAAAGCAAGAACUCACGUGGCACUUUUGGGAACUUCUCUGCAUGGUAA